AUGGAGGUUAUCCGGAGCUUCUGUGGAAAAUUACGGUCUCUGGCCAUCACCCUGGAUAGCGAGACGGCUCGGCUGCAGCGGGCGCUGGACGGAGAGGAGAGCGACUUUGAAGAUUAUGCAAUGAAGAUUUUAUAUGACCUGCAGUCAGAAGUCCGGACUCUAAAGGGUGAGGUUGAUAGUCUCCUUCAUAAAGCAAGCUUGGAAAGUCAAGAAAACACUGAUUUCAUAAAGACAACCAAAGUAUUGAUGAAAAGAAAUUCAAUGGAUAUCAUGAAAAUACAGGAGUUUUUCCAGAAGUAUGGCUAUAAUCCACGGGUCAAGGAAAGUUCAGUGGAUGAGCAUGAACUCAUUAACUCUAAACCAGAAUUGGCUCACUGUGAAGACCUUCAAAAGCCUGAUGGGAAGGUUGAUCUAUCUGAUCUUACUGUUUUAAGUAGUUCUGUUUCUGAGAUGCCUCCACGUAGUCCACAGCUUUCAGAUUUUGGACUUGAGCGGUACAUGAUAUCCCAAGUUCUGCCAACUCAUCCCCAGGAAGUAAAUGACCAUAAGGAAGAGCCAGCAAUUUUAACUCCACCUACCAAACAGUCACCAACUAAAGUUCUAAAAACUCCAAAGUGUGCACUAAAGAUGGAUGAUUUUGAGUGCAUGACUCCUAAAUUAGAACACUUUGGUAUCUCUGAAUAUACAUAUUUAAAUGAAGAUUACACAGUGGGGCUUAAUGUGAAAAACAAUAAAAGUGAAGAAGCCAUAGAAAAAGAACCAAUGGCCAAUGAUAAUUUCUUUCCCUCUCCGGGCCCCCUAAUCCAGCAGUUGGCAAAAAAUGAUGCUGAGUACACACGUUCACCCUUGGCACCUACAUUCUGCACACCUGGUUUGAAAAUUCCUUCUACAAAUAACAGUACAACUUUGGUACCCACAGAUCAUCCAUUAUCAAAAACAAAGAGUUCGACAAAUGAUUUGGAAAGGAAAGAAUGUACUUCAUUAGUUGUAAAUUCAAAGGAAGGCUUUGAGAACCUUGCAGAUCCCUCUUCUCCUAAGAUCUCUUCUUAUGAGAAUCUUCUCAGAACACCUACACCUCCAGAAGUCACUCCGAUUCCAGAAGAUAUUCUCCAGAUUUUGUCAAAAUACAAUUCAAACCUAGCUACUCCAGUAGCAGUUAAAGCCGUGCCACUCAGGAAAGGCUUUUUUACUAAACAUGGACGAGAUGUUCAAGAUGUUUGCAACAAAGAAAACUGA
Orycteropus afer afer is the source of this 1236-nucleotide messenger RNA. RefSeq names its product spindle and kinetochore associated complex subunit 3 (gene SKA3). Gene Ontology annotation, biological process: mitotic cell cycle; chromosome segregation. Gene Ontology annotation, cellular component: outer kinetochore; spindle microtubule. The transcript is spliced from 8 exons. The record is from RefSeq and is a predicted model, not a curated record. NCBI's taxonomy places the organism in Eukaryota, Metazoa, Chordata, Mammalia, Tubulidentata, Orycteropodidae. The coding region runs from base 1 to 1236 and encodes 411 amino acids.